CAAGAUAGUGAUAUAUGUUCUAUAAAAGGCAGCAGGCUGGAGUAGUAAAACUGCAUAAACUCCAUCGUUUUAGAGAAAUCAAACCCUAAAAGAUCUUCUCUUACACAACAAUGCAGGUGGCAACUUCUCUUAGUUAUCAAGAAACGAUGCUAAAAAAUUAUGUGCCGAUCUUCGUGAUGCUCCCUUUGGGAUUUGUUACGGUUGACAAUGUUUUGGAAGACAGAGACAAACUCGUGAAGGAUCUGAAGGAGCUAUGAGCGGCAGGUGUUGAUAGGGUUAUGAUAGAUGUGUGGUGGGGGAUCAUAGAAUCCAAAGGGCCUAAGCAGUAUGAUUGGAGUGCUUAUAGGAGCGUGUUUCAAUCAGUUCAAGAAUGUAGGAGAUGUUGUAACAAUCCCCAUUUCCAAAUGGGUACUUGAGAUCGGAGAAUCAGACCCCGAUAUCUUUUAUACCAAUCUCAAAGGUAACAGGAACCCGGAAUACCUCACUCUAGGUGUGGAUAACCUGCGUCUCUUUGACGGACGAACUGCUGUGGAGAUAUACAGCGAUUACAUGAAAAGCUUCAGAGAGAACAUGUCGGAUUUUCUAGAAACCGGACUUAUUAUAGACAUUGAAGUAGGGCUUGGCCCUGCAGGAGAGCUCAGGUACCCCUCUUAUCCGGAAAGUCAAGGAUGGGCUUUUCCAGGGAUUGGAGAAUUUCAGUGCUAUGACAAGUAUCUCCAAGCAGAGUUUAAGGAGGCUGCAACGGUUGCAGGUCAUCCUGAAUGGGCAUUGCCAGUUAACGCCGGAGAAUACAAUGAUACUCCUGAAUCCUCAGGGUUCUUCAGAUCAAACGGGACGUACGUUACUGAGAAAGGGAAGUUCUUCUUGACUUGGUACUCUAAUAAAUUACUGAUCCAUGGUGAUCAGAUCCUGGAUGAAGCCAACAAAGUUUUUGAGGGCUGUAAAUUAAAGCUAGCUGCCAAAGUAUCUGGAAUUCACUGGUGGUAUGAAGUUGAUAAUCAUGCCGCGGAGCUUACUGCAGGAUACUACAACGUGAAAGAUAGAGAUGGGUACCGACCUAUAGCAAGGAUGCUGUCAAGGCAUCAUGCAAUUUUGAAUUUCACAUGUUUAGAGAUGAGGAACUCUGAACAAAGUGCUGACGCCAAAAGUGCGCCUCAGGAACUUGUUCAGCAGGUUUUAAGUGGAGGUUGGAGAGAAAACAUAGAAGUUGCCGGAGAAAAUGCACUUUCUAGAUACGACAGUGUGGCUUAUGACCAAAUCCUUCUAAAUGCUAGACCAAAUGGCAUCAAUAAAGACGGCCAACCAAAAUUAAGGAUGUACGGGGUGACAUUCCUUCGUUUGUCUGAUGAACUACUACAAAAGACGAAUCUUGAUACAUUCAAGAUAUUUGUAAAAAAGAUGCAUGCUGAUCAGGAUUACUGUUCAGACCCAGAGAAGUACAAUCACCACCUAGGUCCUCUGAAACAGUCGAAACCAGAGAUUUCGAUUGAAGAUCUUCUGGAAGCAACCAAAGCAUUGGAGCCAUUCCCAUGGGAUAAAGAAACAGAUAUGAGUGUCAGUGGUGGAGCUGGUGGACUUGGUGGGCUACUCUCUAAUUUGAUAAGAAAAAUCUUCUCUCUAGUUAAGCGAUACAACUGCCAAGCUGGGAGUGAAGCAACCAAUAAAUUGGCAUAGGGUGGCAAUGUCAAAACAAUUUGAGAUGUCUGCUGUUUAAAUAAAAGAAUCUGUAUUUUCCAUGGAAUGAAUGUACAGAUAAUCUUAUGACAGUAUCAUUCACCAAUAAUCCCCACAAGAGCAAA
Malus domestica (apple) is the source of this 1799-nucleotide messenger RNA. The record is from RefSeq and is a predicted model, not a curated record. Lineage: Eukaryota; Viridiplantae; Streptophyta; Magnoliopsida; Rosales; Rosaceae.